AAAGUGUUCCUUUGUUGCCACUAACCACAGCUUACGUCCCAUCAUUCCCCGGCCGACGACGAUAAUCUCAUUCGUCCGGCGAAGCUAUUAGUCUCUCAGUCUUCUCUUUUAAAAAUCACCAUGUCUCCUUAAGUCUCCGUCGUGACCGAUCUUUCCUUAUCUGUAAAUUAUCCUUAAUAAUCCUCCGCAAAUCCUGGCCGUUCAUUUCAGAAUCUAAUGUUCCUGUCCUAAUGUGAUUUUCGAUCUGGUCGGAUUAUUGGGAGCUUUGAUCAAUGUGUAAGAGAGCUUGAGGAGAUAGCUUUUUCGCCUUUUUUUUAGUUGACUUUUGAGAGUGAUGAUGCUGGAUCUCAAUCUCGACGUGGUGUCGGCUGAGUCAACUCAGAUGGAUGAAUCGGUGACGUCGAACUCUUCGGUGGUCAAUGCGGAGGCGUCAAGCUGCAUCGACGGGGAAGAGGAGCUCUGCUCCACACGCGCCGCCGUCAAGUUUCAGUUUGAAAUACUGAAAGGAAGAGGUGGAGAAGAAGAAGAAGAAGAAGAUAGAAAGACUAAGGAGUUUUUUCCUGUUGCGCAAAGUUCGAGGAGCUCCGUUGAUAUCUCAUUCCAGAGAGGGACACAAGGCGGAGACUUUGUACAGCCACCACCAGCACAGCCGGUGAAGAAAAGCAGGAGAGGGCCUAGGUCUAAGAGUUCUCAGUACAGAGGUGUUACUUUUUAUAGGAGGACAGGCAGAUGGGAGUCUCAUAUCUGGGAUUGCGGUAAACAAGUUUAUUUAGGUGGAUUUGACACUGCCCAUGCUGCAGCUAGGGCGUAUGAUAGAGCUGCUGUCAAGUUCAGGGGACUGGAGGCUGACAUCAAUUUCAUUAUCAGCGAUUAUGAAGAGGAUCUCAAGCAGAUGGCGAAUCUUUCCAAAGAGGAAGUUGUGCAAGUACUUCGGCGACAGAGCUCUGGUUUCUCCAGGAGCAAUUCUAGAUAUCAAGGAGUUUCUUUGCAGAAGAUUGGGGGGUGGGGUGCUCAAAUGAAGCAGUUCAAUGGAAACAUGGCGGUUGCUUCCUUAAUUGAGCCUCAUGCAUCCCGGAUCAUUCCCGAGUCAGCUAAUGUUAAGCUCGACCUCAGUUUGGGAAUUUCUCUUUCACUGGGAGAUGGUCCAAAGCAAAAAGAUAAGGCUCCCCGGCGUCAUCAUCCUCCUAACAGUAUGAUGGACAACCACAUGACUGCAGCGACAUGUGAUACGCCUUUCAAUUUGUUAAAGAGGGGUUCAGACCACCUUCUCAACCGCCAUGUCCCCCAUCCUUCUGCGUUCUUUUCACCCAUGGAAAGGACACCAGAGAAAGGUUUUAUGUCGCCUUCUCCUCAAAGCUUCCUAGCCAGGACAUGGCAAGCGCAAGAUCAGUUCAGUGGUGGAACCGCCACAACAGCUAUUGCAUCGCCACUGUACUCAAAUGCAGCAUCAUCAGGAUUCUCACCCUCAGCUACACGCCCACCACCUUCAUCCACUGCUAGUGCUACUCUUCAUCCUUCUCAGCCCUUCCUCAAUCUGAAUAUGCCCGGUCUCUAUGUCAUCCACCCAUCUGAUUACUCUUCUCAGCAACACCACCACCAUCUCAUGAACCGAUCACAACCACCACCACCAUAAGCGUACUUGCUUCUUCUGUAUUUGCCAUUGUUUGUAACAUAGAGUGAAGACUAAUAACAAAACAGAAACAAAAAUCUAUAUUCUCAUAAAUCACUAUAAUGUCUCUGAAAUUAAUAUGAUGGAUAACCUUUGUUCAAACAA
Molecule: messenger RNA, 1774 nt
Organism: Brassica napus (rape)
Lineage: Eukaryota; Viridiplantae; Streptophyta; Magnoliopsida; Brassicales; Brassicaceae
Product: AP2-like ethylene-responsive transcription factor TOE2
Exons: 8
Coding region: 335-1633 (432 amino acids)
Biological process (GO): regulation of DNA-templated transcription
Molecular function (GO): DNA-binding transcription factor activity; DNA binding
Source: RefSeq, a predicted model, not a curated record